UCGAGCACCCCUCGGCGUCCAACAGUGCCCAAUAGAUACGGGCGCAUUUCGGGCAACAAUGCAGGAUGUGAUUAUCAAGAGACGUCAUUGUUAGUGACGAGGCAGAAUUGAACGAUCAAUCGAACAAGUGAAGCUAGUGCUGGAGAGCGUUUUCUUAAAGUGCAUAUUCAUUUAUAUGGCAAGCUUAUAUUGAUUUUAAGAUUAGGUAGAUACAGUGGAAUAGAAAGGGUAACCUAGUUUAACCAAUAUUCAUCUAACCUAAAAUUACAAUUCACAUUGUCGAAAUUAGUACGGAGGAGAAACUGUAAAAUUUUAAAGCUGAUCCAACUUGAACGGCGUUUACAAACGGGUCUGCUAGAGAAAACAGUUUUAACAUCCUUUAAAAUUUUACAAAAGGCACUUCCCUAAAGAUGGCUAGUUACGGGAACGACUCGCAAGUGGAAAACAAUUGUGCUUUAUGUGCUCAACCCGACGAACAUGACGAUAUGGUGGCGUGUGAUUCUUGCCACUUAUGGCACCACUAUUCAUGUGUAAAGGUCACUGCUAGUGUUCAAGAUCGGAAAUGGCACUGCCCCUCCUGCGAGCCCCUUUGCGAGGGCCGAACAAAUAAAGUUCAAGAAAAGGAUAGCGAAAACAAUUUUCCUAAUUCUAACGUCCUAGGUGUCCAAAUGAGGAGUGAAAAGUCUUUGGCCAAUAGUAAAAGCUCUCGUAGAUCUAAAAAGCUAAUCGGGGAAAGCAUAACGUCCAGCACACGUGUUCGCUUGGAACUGGAAUUGAAAGCGGUAGAAGAACAACGCCUUUUGCAAGAAGAAGAGCUGGCGGAAGAAAUGAAGUGGAAGGAAACGCAACGAAAACUCGAAGAGGAAUUUCGUGAAAAGGUGUUGGCAAUCGAAGCAAAGCGGAUCAACGAGGAAAAAAGAGCAUUGGAGCAGAAAAUGGCAGAUGAGAGGGAGUAUAGAAGGCAACAGAUGGCGAUAAGGAAGCAAUCGGCGGAGGAGAAAAACAAGCUUAUUCAGCAGGCUUCCGAGUACAAUAGCAGUCAUGGUAGUAUUACCAGUAGCGGUGUUAGUUUUACCAAAAGUAGGGACAAGGUGAAAGAUUGGCUGAAAAAUACAAACCAGCAGAUAGAGGGAACAAAACAAGCUUCCACGUCAGCAGUUAAACCCAGCGCAGAUCUAAAUCAAGUAGUACCCUUAAAUCGUGCAAAUAAGAAAAUGAACACUGUGAUUAAUUCGCAACUUCCAACCCCUAAUAAUGUCGUCUCUCAACAUGGUGAUGUUGUUAAGCCAUCAGUUAGUCAGAGAGUACAAGAAACACAAAAUCAAACGAAUCAAUUAAAUAAACCAAACAAUUAUAGUAAAGAAACGUCAAAUAUAAGUGCUAGGUCGCGAGUGCAAGACUAUGCUUCGGAGAUUUGUUCCGCAAUUGAAUCUGAGAACAAUUUCGAUAGGAAUAAUUAUGUUGAUCAUAGCCAAUGUGGUCCAACAAAUAGUCAGGUGGAAUAUGAGGCCAGUGACCAGCAAUCGAUUCAGCACAAUCCAGAUAAAAUCCGGGAUCGCAGGAAGGACGAUAACCUCGAAGGCCCAACGAGCCGACAGUUAGCUACUAGACAGGUUAUCGGGAAGGAUUUACCGAUAUUUUCGGGCAAUUCAGAUGAGUGGCCAAUAUGGAUUAGCAACUUUCAACGGUCCACGACAAGUUGUGGAUUUUCUGACGAUGAAAAUCUUAUCCGUCUCCAACGCUGCCUAAAGGGUCCAGCCCUUGAAGCAGUACGAAGCCGUUUGCUUAGUCCGGCAGGUGUACCACAUAUAAUUAAAGCCUUGCAGAUGCGUUACGGACGACCAGAAACACUGAUUCGUGCUUUGACGGAACGGGUUUGCAGGUUGCCGCCACUAAAAGCCAAUGAACUGGAGAGUAUUAUAGAAUUCGGACUGGCGGUGGAUAACUUGGUACAACAUCUCAAAAACGUUGGGUAUCAAACACAUCUGUCCAACCCAUCACUAUUGCAGGAUUUGGUAGGAAAAUUACCGGUCGAUUAUCGUCUAAAGUGGGCAGCAUUCAAAAGCGAAAAACAAGAUGUGGAUUUAGGUACGUUUGGACAGUUCAUGUCUAAUCUAGUCGAGCUUGCUUACAAUGUGGCAGAUGACAUUCCUUGUGCAAAAUCUCAAAAAUCGAAGUAUCGGGAAAGGUCGUUCGUGCACACUCAUGCAGAGACAGGACCUUCGUUUAAAAAUGAAUUACACAGUAAACAGACGUUAACCGGAAGACUGCCAAAAAAACCGUGUGCAGUUUGCAAUGCAGAAAGCCACCGAGUAUCGGAGUGCAUCAAAUUUAAAGCGAUGAAUAUAGACGGAAGGUUGAAGGCGACCGAUCCAGAGCAAGAACUCAACCAACUAGUACGAGAUUACAUCACACUGGACGACGCUGGUGUAAAAUAUCCUUAUGCUCCACAGGAGUCCGAUGAAGAUAGACGUGCUCGAAUAAUAAUGGAGUCUACUACACGCAGAAUCGAUGGAGGCUUUGAAACGGGCUUGCUUUGGAAAUGUAACAACCCGACGUUUCCGGAUAGUUACGGAAUGGCGUAUAAACGGAUGUGUUCUCUAGAAAGACGUCUCAGUAAAGAGCCAGUUCUUUAUGAUCGAUUUAGGCAGCAGAUUCGCGACUACGAAGUGAAGGGAUAUGCACAUAAGGCUACAGAGAAUGAAAUUGCGACGACUGAUCCUGCGAAAUGUUGGUACUUGCCUUUGGGGAUUGUACUGAACCCAAAGAAACCGAAUAAGUUAAGGCUAAUCUGGGAUGCAGCGGCCACGGUCAACGGUGUUUCACUGAACUCUACAUUGCUAAAAGGUCCCGAUUUGCUGACAGGUUUGCCGUCGGUCAUGAGCACCUUCCGGCUAUAUCGCUUUGCCUUAACAGGCGAUAUAAAAGAGAUGUUCCAUCGCUUUGUCAUACGGACUCAAGACCGUCAGUAUCUAAGAUUUCUGUUUAGGGACAACCCAGACCAAGAGCCAGUGGUUUAUGUUAUGGACGUCGCUAUUUUUGGAGCUUCGUGCUCCCCAAGUAGCGCUCAAUACAUUAAAAACGUGAACGCCAAAGAAUUCGAAGCAAAAUUUCCACGAGCAGUAGCAGCCAUCGUUCAUCGUCACUACGUAGAUGACUACUUAGACAGUUUCGGGACGUCGGAGGAAGCCAUCAAAGUUGGAAAAGAGGUGAAGAAGAUUCAUGCAUACGGCGGAUUCGAAAUCCGAAACUUCUUGUCGAACGAUCCUGCGAUUGCAGCUCAAGUAGGAGAAGAAUCAUCUGCAGUUGAAAAAGAGAUCCGAUCGGAAAAAGAUGAGCGAAUCGAAUCAGUACUGGGCAUGAAGUGGAUACCGAGCAGUGAUACUUUUACCUAUACAGUUGCCCUUCGAGACAACCUCAAACACGUACUGGAGAAGUCUCAUGUUCCGACUAAACGGGAAGUCUUACGAACCGUGAUGAGUUUCUUUGACCCAUUGGGACUGAUUUCGUUUUUCCUGAUUCAUGGGAGAAUUUUGAUGCAGGAUAUAUGGGCGGAAGGUAUUGGAUGGGACGACAAAAUAACCGACAAGCUGAGAGUGAAAUGGAGAGAUUGGAUCGAUCUCGUUCCACAACUGAACGAUAUAAGAAUUCCGAGAUGCUAUUUUCUGGACGCUGUUGAGGAAACGUACUCAUCUUUACAAGUUCACGUCUUCGUUGACGCAAGCAGAUCCGCCUACGCUUGUGCAGUAUAUUUUCGAGUGGAAACGCCACAUGGGCCGGAGGUUCAGCUUGUAAAUGCAAAAUCAAAGGUAGCACCGUUGAAAAUGCAGACUGUUCCACGGCUUGAACUUCGAGCUGCUGUUCUAGGAUCUCGUCUACUUCAUAGUGUUUUAUCAAUGCAUGCUCUCCCAGUGGUAAAGCGUGUACUGUGGUCUGACUCUAGCACCGUGCUCGCUUGGAUUAGAUCGGACCAGCGACGAUAUCAUCAGUAUGUGGGGUUCCGAAUUGGAGAAAUUUUAACAUUGACCGAUGUUAGUGAAUGGAGAAAGAUUGGCUCGUCGUUGAACGUGGCUGACGAUGCAACUAAAUGGGGUUCCGGUCCAAGAAUCAGCUCAGACAACCGAUGGUUUCACGGACCAGAUUUUUUGAGGCAACCUGAAAAAUGUUGGCCAGGUAAGGAUGAACCAGUUGCUCCAACGAAUGAAGAGCUUCUUGUUUGUAAUGUACAUUGCAACAUACAGGAACCAUUGAUCGAUACAAACAGGUUCAGCACAUGGGUUAAGCUUCAUAGAAGUGUGGCUUAUGUACUCAGAUUUGUCAAAAAUAUUAAAUCCUUGAAAAGGAACAAAAUGUUGGAUGUCGGAUAUCUGACACAAGAUGAAUUGAUGAGCGCGGAACAAUUAUUAUGGAGACAAGCACAGAGAGAGAUAUUUGCAUCAGAGAUAAGCAUUCUAGAAACAACCAUGGGAGAACCUGAAGAUAGACAUCGAAUCCUGCCAAAGUCUAGUGCAAUCUACAAGCUUUGGCCGUUCAUGGACAAGAACGGAGUCAUACGCAAACGUAAUCGGUUGGGCAACGCAGAAUGGAUACCGUAUAAGACCAAGUACCCGGUUAUAUUACCGAGCAAACAUCCAAUCACUUUUCUUAUAGUCGACUCAUUCCAUCGUCGCUUUCGUCAUUGCAAUCGGGAAACCGUCGUGAACGAGCUGCGGCAACUUUACGAAAUCCCAAAAUUAAGAUCACUGGUGACAAAAGUUUCGGAAAGUUGUAUUUGGUGUAAAGUUCUUCGUGCACAUCCAAGCCCGCCACCAAUGGCACCGUUGCCAAAAGUCCGAUUGACGCCAUAUAUACGGCCGUUCACUUACGUAGGAGUUGACUAUUUUGGUCCAGUGCCAGUAAAGCUCGCUCGAACCAUCGUCAAGAGGUGGAUAGCUCUUUUUACUUGCCUGACUAUUCGCGCUGUGCACCUGGAAGUUGUUCACAGUCUAUCGAAGGAAUCUUGUGUCAUGGCAAUAAGAAGAUUCGUAUCCCGACGUGGUGCACCGGCGGAGAUAUUCAGCGAUAAUGGGACAAAUUUUCAUGGAGCGAACAAUCAACUGAAGCGCGAAAUAGAAGACCGAAACAAUCAUUUAGCUGCGACCUUCACGAACACAACAACUCGUUGGAAUUUUAACCCACCAGGCGCGCCACAUAUGGGAGGUGCGUGGGAACGAAUGGUUCGCUCAGUGAAGACUGCAAUAGGCACCAUACUGGAAGCCCAACGACGUCCAGAUGAUGAGAUUCUGGAGACCGUGAUCAUUGAAGCGGAGGCGAUGAUAAACACGAGACCGUUGACGUACAUUCCUCUGCAAUCAGCCGAUCAGGAAGCUUUAACCCCCAACCAUUUUCUUCUGGGUAGCUCAGAUGGAGUUAAACAGCAUACCGUUAUGCCUACGAAUUAUCGAACAACUUUGAAUAGCGGAUGGAAACUUGCUCAACACUUGUCGGAUGGUAUAUGGAAGAGGUGGAUCAAGGAAUAUUUGCCGAUCAUAUCGAGACGUUCAAAAUGGUUUGAAGAUGUAAAGGAAAUCGAGGUAGGAGAUCUGGUGCUGAUUGUGGAUAGUACUGUACGGAAUCAGUGGAUAAGAGGCAAGGUGAUCAAAGUCGUCAAAGGAAAGGAUGGACGUAUCCGACAAGCCUUAGUGCUGACAACUAAUGGAAUCGUCAGACGACCGGUUGUUAAGUUGGCGCUGCUAGACGUCGUAAGAGAAGGUAAACCGGAAGAAGAUUGACUAGAUGGUUUACGGGAGGGGGAAUGUGACGUCGAGCACCCCUCGGCGUCCAACAGUGCCCAAUAGAUACGGGCGCAUUUCGGGCAACAAUGCAGGAUGUGAUUAUCAAGAGACGUCAUUGUUAGUGACGAGGCAGAAUUGAACGAUCAAUCGAACAAGUGAAGCUAGUGCUGGAGAGCGUUUUCUUAAAGUGCAUAUUCAUUUAUAUGGCAAGCUUAUAUUGAUUUUAAGAUUAGGUAGAUACAGUGGAAUAGAAAGGGUAACCUAGUUUAACCAAUAUUCAUCUAACCUAAAAUUACAAUUCACAUUGUCGAAAUUAGUACGGAGGAGAAACUGUAAAAUUUUAAAGCUGAUCCAACUUGAACGGCGUUUACAAACGGG
Molecule: messenger RNA, 6152 nt
Organism: Wyeomyia smithii (pitcher-plant mosquito)
Lineage: Eukaryota; Metazoa; Arthropoda; Insecta; Diptera; Culicidae
Exons: 6
Coding region: 411-5771 (1786 amino acids)
Biological process (GO): DNA integration
Molecular function (GO): nucleic acid binding
Source: RefSeq, a predicted model, not a curated record